This is a messenger RNA of Ostreococcus lucimarinus CCE9901, 636 nucleotides long. RefSeq lists its product with no specific name. Bases 1 to 636 code for a protein of 211 amino acids. The record is from RefSeq and is a predicted model, not a curated record. NCBI's taxonomy places the organism in Eukaryota, Viridiplantae, Chlorophyta, Mamiellophyceae, Mamiellales, Bathycoccaceae. The transcript is spliced from 2 exons.
AUGACCGCCACCGGGCGCGUGUUCUCCGCCCCGAUUGAGCCCGCCUCGGGUUCGGCGCGCGCGCUGCUGGAGUCUUUCUUCGAGCAGCAACGCGCGAGGAGCUCGAGCUACGAGCGGUGGAACGGCGCGUACGCGUCGAUGCUCGCCGGGACGACGUCCGAGGACGCGUUCGUGCUCGAAACCAAGCGCACGACGGACGACAUGCGGGGUUACAGCGAAAAGAUUUUAGGCAUAGAAGAGGGAUUGAAACGACUCGAUCGCACGUCAGCGGCGAUGCUCGUGCGCGUGAUUCAACAGAACGAACGCGUGCGAUUGGAGAUGACGGCGGCGCUGCAAGUGCUGCGAAGAGCCGCGGCAAGAGAGGCGUGGUCGUGGCAACGAGGCGGCGAACGCGCGGCGGCGGAGACGACUAUGAAUUUGAAACCGUCAUGGGCGCGCACGGAGGAUUGCGAUCCGGCGGCGUGUGCGAUCGGAUGCGCGUGCGCGAAGGAUGGUCCCGAGCCGACGGAGGAGGAGUACUCGAACGCCGUCGGCGAGGCGACGCAGACCCUCGAGCGCGCGUUUGGGGAAAUCAACGACGCAAUCGAGGAGUUGAGAUACGAGCUCGAGGACGAGGUCGACGGCGGUGCGAAUUAG